CGCAGGCAGCAGGAGGGACCUCGGGGCUCCGCUCUGAACUUUGCCUCGCGUCGGUCCCAGCCUCUCCCCGGGGCUCCCCGCUGCCCCCCGGCCCCCCCUCGCUUGGCCUCACAGGAUGCAGAUCUCACCCUUGCUGGCUGGUGGACUUUUACUCGCUCUGCUCUCCGUCAGGCUGGAGGCGAAGCCGGCGUCUCAGCUCCCACAGAAGGCCUCCCGCGGCUCGGCGGCGGCGGCGGGUCCGCCCGAGGCGGCGGCGGAGCGAGAGAAGGAGCGCGAGAAGGAGCGCGGCGGCGGCGGGACGGGCCCGCGGGAGGCCCGCGAGGCUCGAGCGGAGUCGCGGCCGCGGGCGGGCUGGGCUCGGCUGCUGCAGGACCCGCCGAGCCGCCGCCACAAGGGGCUGCACAAGAAGGGCCUGGGCAAGGGCUGCUUCGGCCUCAAGCUGGACCGCAUCGGCGCCAUGAGCGGCCUGGGCUGCUGAGCGACCCCUGCCGGGCUUUGAGUCCCUAGUCCAUUUUCUCCUACCGUGGCCAGGCAGGGCCCUCCCCCCAGGCAACGUCUAGAAGAGCAGAGAUUCCCCCCCACGCAGACCGGACAAAAGAUGUGGCUGUGUUUUUCUUUUUGGUACGAGGAGUCAUGGCACCAGCUGUUUUGGUUUUGUUAUUUUUUCAAGAAGUGCUCUCUAUCUUAUAUAUAUUAUAUAUACAAACACUCACCGAGACAAGGGACAGUGCUUUUCCAAGAGACUGAUGAAGCCAGCUGUAUAACGUUGCUGUUUGUAAAUUCAUGUCAUGCAUAAAUGUAUUUAUGUUGUAAAGCUAUUUAUAUAUUGUUU
Molecule: messenger RNA, 832 nt
Organism: Colius striatus (speckled mousebird)
Lineage: Eukaryota; Metazoa; Chordata; Aves; Coliiformes; Coliidae
Gene: NPPC
Product: natriuretic peptide C
Exons: 3
Coding region: 116-478 (120 amino acids)
Biological process (GO): cGMP biosynthetic process; receptor guanylyl cyclase signaling pathway
Cellular component (GO): extracellular region
Molecular function (GO): hormone receptor binding; hormone activity
Source: RefSeq, a predicted model, not a curated record